Mytilus californianus (California mussel) is the source of this 3682-nucleotide messenger RNA. RefSeq names its product potassium voltage-gated channel protein Shaw-like. The coding region runs from base 769 to 2631 and encodes 620 amino acids. The record is from RefSeq and is a predicted model, not a curated record. Gene Ontology annotation, cellular component: membrane; voltage-gated potassium channel complex. Gene Ontology annotation, molecular function: delayed rectifier potassium channel activity; protein binding. NCBI's taxonomy places the organism in Eukaryota, Metazoa, Mollusca, Bivalvia, Mytilida, Mytilidae. The transcript is spliced from 5 exons. Gene Ontology annotation, biological process: potassium ion transmembrane transport; protein homooligomerization.
UAAGGACAUAUAAAAUAGAUCGAUACUACAUGCGAAUCAACUUAAAAAUCUAUCACCAUACCAUGUACGAUCGGAAUUAAAAGUCGAUAAAAAGGAUCAGAAUGAAUCUGAGAGACAGUUUAUAUUACAAACAAUAAAAACCGAACCAUUACGAGAUGUCAUUGCGGAAUGAAAGUGCGAUAGUUUUAUCUGUAUUUCUUGGUUUUACGUCGAUUUACCGGCAUCUAUCAAAAGAGUCCUUGUUUUCAAUCCUCAGGUAAACUGAUAUUAUUCUAUAGAAAAUAGUCAUCAAUAUUUCAAGACUUCGAAAUGAAUUAAAAUUCAUUAUGUUUGAUGCUUAUUUUAUCAGUUUUACAAUUAUCUAUUGAUUGCGAACUUAUUGACAAUGUCACAAUACAUGCUUCAUUUAUAAAACUGGAGAGUUCUGGGAAGCAGGUAGAGGUGAAGUUAUCCUUAAAGUAGAUCAAAUGUGCGAGGUAUUUCCGAAUGGUUCCGAGGAAAUAGCUUGAUAUAUAUAUGUUUAUAUUCAUAAUUUAAAACAGAGAGGUUUCGAAAUUAUGAGUAUAUUUAGAAGGCGAUAAAUAUUUAUUAAAUACACUAUGGGGACUUGAUGUAUGAAUAGACAUAUUUGUAUACUUAUAACAAUUACUCUGAAGUAGAAAAAAGUGAUUUGCAUCAGUGAUGCAUAACAUUCAAAAUGAUAUCUGGAAUAACACAUAUGACACUAUGUGAUAGAAUUUCCAAAUACCGAAAAAAAGUCGUGAAAGAAUGGAAUAUAUAAAACGAAAGGAAAAACUAAAAAGAUCGGAUGAUACAAAAGUUAAACUUAAUGUUGGAGGAGUUAUUUUCGAAACAUGGGCUAGUACUCUUGAGAGUAUACAGGGCACCAGAUUAGCCCUGCUGGCUCAUCUGAAAGAAGCAGACGAGUCCUGGGACCGGGAAAAGCAGGAAUUUUUCUUCGAUAGACAUCCGGGUGCUUUCACCACAAUACUUCACUACUACAGGUCUGACGAGUUACACAUUGAUCAAAAUAUUUGUGGCAACAUUAUAAGAGGGGAACUUGAAUAUUGGGGUUUGACAGAAUUAGACAUAGAACCGUGUUGCUGGGGCACAUACAGUAAGUACAAAGAUCACAAAGAAACAUUGGCCGCGCUGGAUGACAAUUUCACUUCUUCGUUUGAACCGGAGUUAUAUGAUGAAAAUACGUCAAGUUUCACAAAAUUCAAAAUACAAGCAUGGCAAUUUUUAGAGGAACCUUCGUCGUCAAGAGGAGCCAAGACCUUUGCGGUUAUCUCCAUGUUUUUCGUAGUUAUGUCUAUAGCUAUAUUUUGUUUAGAGACAUACCACAAGUUCCGUGUUCCUAUAGAUGGCGCUCAACCUAUCAAUAAAACAAAAUAUGAAUUACUUCAGGCACCUAAUGAAGAUUAUUGUAUUAAAGAAACAGUGACUAGUGCAGAAUACAAGUUUUCAGAUACAAAACCGCAUGUUGUUAUGACUAUUCUUGAUUAUGUGUGUGCAGCUUAUUUCACAACAGAGUUUGUCAUUCGUGUCUUUUUCGCUCCAAGAAAAAUACAGUUUUUCCGCCAGCCAUUGAAUAUAAUAGAUUUGUUAUGUUUAAUUCCACAUCUUAUAGCCAUCAUUCUUGUUACUAUAAACCCAAAUGAUAGCACAAGUCAACUUUUUAAAUCUAUGUUAGCGCUAAGAACCAUUCGAAUAUUAAGAAUUUUUAAACUGAUGAAGCAUUACAGCGCUUUUAACAUAUUAGUGUACACAAUCAAAGUUAGUACUAAGGAAUUACUGCUGAUGGUCGUGUUUUUAUUCACUGGUGUUUUAAUUUUUGCCAGUGUUGUGUUCUACGUUGAAUCGGAAACAUUUGAAAACAUUCCAAUCGGAUUUUGGUGGGCACUCGUAACCAUGACGACAGUCGGAUAUGGAGAUAAAGUUCCCAAAACUGAGGGUGGUUAUAUCAUUGGUUGUGCAGCUGUACUUUGUGGUGUUCUGACUGUGGCAUUUACUGUUCCGAUUGUCGUCAAUAAUUUUACGCUAUAUUAUGCUCAUGCGCAGUCUCGAAUUAAACUACCACCACACGAAAGAAAAGAAUUGAAGAGAAAGUUGUUCAUAAAAAGUAAAAAGUCACUAAGACUAUUUGAUAAGUUUAGAAGAAAUAAAGAAAAAAAGCAGUCAUUUUCGUCACUUGACUCGAUAACUUCUACGAGAGCACCGCCUUAUGGUCAAGAAAGUCAGUCGCCUAUAUCAGAAAUGCCAAAUGGCGUUUACCAAGAAACUGAUACCGACGUUAUAACGGUUUCGUCUACAAAUUCAACUCGAAAUAAUUCUGCAUCAACUGAUGCGCAGAACAGACUGCAUACCAUAUCGGAGACAUUGUCAUCUACCGGAAGUCCAUCCGUCACCCCUAUUGAUGUUGAAAUAUCUGAAUUGGAGCACCAACAUAGAGUUGAAACAGCCAUGCUGCUCAAUAACAUGGCUGAAAAUACAGAGCGACUAAAGAAUGAAAAAAGGAGACAACUUGAGUUGAUAAAUGAAAGACGAGAACAAAAAAGACAAUUACGUGAGGGAGGUAAAACUCCUCGUUCAGUCCCACCGGCUGCUGCCUCCAAGGGAAAGAAGUAAUUGGUCCGUAAGAAGGGAUAACCAUAAGGAUAUGUUCCCAGGGAACUUCAAGCCUUUCAAAUCCGUCCAAUACGCUGUGAAGUAUCAACUGCUGAUAUAUUCUACUUUGUUGUACAUUUCCAUAGAUAUUUUAUAUUUAUAAAAAAAAAAAAAACACUAAUUGACACAAUUUACAAAUGUAUAUUAUAAUAACACGCAUACAUUGCACCGAACUCUUGCUUUAUAUAUAUCUGGUUACUUGUCCUGGUAAGAACUAAAAAUAGAUAAUUUUGCACAAGACAGGAUGAAAAUGAUUAUUCUGCAGCACAAAAUGCAGGAAACUUAUUUAUUUGUACAAAUAUGAUAAUAAGCAUAGUAUUACGUAAAUACAGAUGAAAAUAAAUGAUCAAUCCGGAAAAUUUAAGAUUGUCUUAAACAUGUUAAAAGACAUUUUAAAUGAUAAACGAUAUUUAUUCUACUUCUUUAAGUACAGAAGUCAUGAUUGCAGUUCAUGCAUGCCAUUUUUCCACCGUAAUUCUCACACAAUCAAUAUACCUGUAGUACACAUUAAAUUGCAAGUUUUUUCAUCGUCAUAUACAUGUGUAUCUCCACAAGAAAAUAACAUAAUUAAUUUAUAGCAGGGAUUCAUUUACAUUUAUUGAUCUUUCAUAAAAUUAUCAAGUUUAACUUGUUUAUUUCGCACAUAUUGUAUUUAUGAAAAUUUAUAAACAUUUUAUUUCAUACCUCCAUUACUAUACUGUAUGGAUUUAGCUCAUUGUUGAAGGUCGGUCAGUGGCCUAUAUAGUUGGGAUAUUUUCAUCCUUUGGUCUCUGAUGGAUAGUUCUCUCAUUGGCAAUCAAACUACAUCUUAUUUAUAUAUUAAACAUACUAUUCAUCCAAAUUUGGCAGAAAUGGUCACCUUUAAUUAAAUGCUAGCUACCAAAUAUUGAAAAAUAUAUUGAACAUAUCUUGUUAUUCGGACAAAUAUAUACAUAAUUUAUUUUUUCAUAACGAGUUUGUCCAUAUGUUAUCUUUUCUCAUUUUCGCUCAAUAAAAAAAUGUCCAGAACUGA